Messenger RNA from Pseudophryne corroboree (corroboree frog), 1600 nucleotides. RefSeq names its product uncoupling protein 1 (gene UCP1). The transcript has 6 exons. Lineage: Eukaryota; Metazoa; Chordata; Amphibia; Anura; Myobatrachidae. Gene Ontology annotation, biological process: adaptive thermogenesis; mitochondrial transmembrane transport; response to cold. The record is from RefSeq and is a predicted model, not a curated record. Gene Ontology annotation, molecular function: oxidative phosphorylation uncoupler activity. The coding region runs from base 6 to 932 and encodes 308 amino acids.
UAAAAAUGGUUGGACUGAGACCCUCUGACAUCCCCCCUACACCGGCUGUCAAGUUCAUUGGUGCUGGCACAGCUGCAUGCAUAGCAGAUCUCUUUACAUUCCCCCUGGACACAGCAAAAGUCAGACUGCAGAUUCAAGGAGAGUCAGCUGUUAUUGGGGCAGUGAAUGGAAUACGAUACAAGGGUGUGUUUGGAACCAUAAGCACUAUUAUAAAGACAGAGGGACCAAAGAGCCUGUAUAAUGGAUUAGUGGCAGGACUGCAGCGACAAAUGAGUUUUGCCUCCAUUAGAAUUGGGCUAUAUGAUACAGUUAAACUUUUCUACACCAAUGGAAAAGAGAAGGCUGGGAUCGGUAGCAGAAUACUUGCUGGAUGUACGACAGGGGCACUGGCGGUUACUGUGGCUCAGCCCACUGAUGUGGUAAAAGUCAGAUUUCAAGCACAGGUCAAUCUUCGUGGGGUGAAGAAGAGAUACAAUGGUACAUUGGCUGCUUACAAGACCAUUGCCAAGGAAGAAGGGAUGAGAGGACUUUGGAAAGGAACAUUCCCAAAUGUGACAAGAAAUGCUAUUGUCAACUGUACUGAACUUGUAACCUAUGACCUAAUAAAGGAAGCUCUACUGCAGUACAAACUGCUGACAGAUAACCUUCCAUGCCAUUUUGUCUCUGCAUUUGGAGCUGGCUUUUGCACCACUGUUAUUGCUUCUCCUGUGGAUGUAGUAAAAACAAGAUAUAUGAACUCUCCUCCUGGACAGUACAAGUCAGCUAUUAACUGUGCAUGGACUAUGCUUACUAAGGAAGGACCAACAGCAUUUUACAAAGGGUUUGUUCCUUCCUUCUUGCGGUUGGGAUCAUGGAAUGUUGUAAUGUUUGUAUCUUAUGAACAACUGAAAAGGGCUAUGAUGAUGUCCAGGCAGAGAAUGGAGUAUGUGUGAUACCUCACAAAUGAAAUUAUUAUUUAGCACAAAAAAAACAAGAUCACAGAUCACUUUCUGCAAUCCACUGGGAUGGGAGUUCACUAAUACUACUCAUCGCACUUGCAUAUAAUGAAGGAGUAGCUUGUAACCAGUCGAUCAGCUUGUCGUCCAAGGGGAAAAAAAAAAAAAAAAACUUUCCUUUAAAUGGGUAUGAAAACCAGUACGGACUUAUUGGGUAGAUGCCAUUACAGAGUGCUCUAUAGGACUGAUGCAGUUACACGCAAGUAUGUAUCGUGGAUGGAUCUGGUGUUUUUACGCACUGUGCAAGCUCCAGUGCCGGGUGUUCACAUCUACAGGAAAUUCAGAAUCAUAAGCAACACAGCUACACCUCCACUUGUGGCUUAAUAGGCCUAACUGGGUAGUAACAGAGCGGUCACACGUAGGCUAAGUGUACUGUGCGCGUGUCACGUGUGUAUAAACACAACUGUGGGCGACGCAGACACCAGCCUGAAUUGAAAUGCAUCUUUGUCACCAAGUAUAAGGCUGGUGUAAGUGCGGUACAACUCUACAUACAGGCAAAUAUCCGCAUUAUAUUUAGUGUAUGAAAGCACAGCCAACACUGAAUAAUCCCUAUAUUAGCCGCCUGUGCUCUUCAGUGACAAAAUCUUGUGAUGUUAGAAUACUAG